Cuscuta campestris is the source of this 1167-nucleotide messenger RNA. The record is from the annotation of a GenBank genome assembly. NCBI's taxonomy places the organism in Eukaryota, Viridiplantae, Streptophyta, Magnoliopsida, Solanales, Convolvulaceae.
CUAUAUUUUGAAUGAUUGCAAAAAAAAUUUCAAAAAAUCUUUUUUAGGGAGGGUAAAAUUUGAAGUCAAAGCCAAAAAUUAAAAAUGGGAAAAAGUCAAACUGGGAAAAAAAAAUUAGGACAGAGGGAGUAUUUUUUAUUCAUUAGAGUUGGCAUCUCCGUUUUUGUUUCACUUGAAAUCGAGUUAACUUACAAGAAUUUAUAUACUGUGUACAUUUCCCAGUCAUUCUGUUGAGCCGAGAAAGAACGAUGGCGAAUUUGUACGUAAAGGCGGAGCCUCCGGCGGAUCUGAACCGGAACACAGAGUGGUUCACGUACCCGGGGGUUUGGACGACCUACAUAUUCAUCGUCUUCUUCGCGUGGCUCGUCGUUCUCUCCGUCUUCGGCUGCUCUCCCGGCAUGGCUUGGACCAUAGUCAAUCUCUCCCACUUCGCCAUCACUUAUCACUUCUUUCACUGGAAGAAGGGAACCCCAUUUGCUGAUGACCAGGGAAUGUACAAUGGGUUGACUUGGUGGGAGCAAAUAGACAAUGGCAAGCAAGCUACCCACAAUAGAAAGUUUCUAACUGUUGUGCCUGUGGUUCUGUACUUGAUCGCCUCGCACACGACCGAUUACCAACAUCCAAUGCUUUUCCUCAACACACUCGCCGUACUAGUCCUAGUGGUCGCAAAGUUCCCCAACAUGCACAAGGUUCGAAUCUUUGGAAUCAACGGAGACCAGUGAGUCGGUUCUUUUGAAACCAUUCCAACAUACAUAUGGUUCCCGCCCGUCCGCCCAUCCUUUUCGACAACAACAACAAAAAAGGUAAUGUAUCUCUGUAUAGAAUGCCAGAGGUUGGGAAGUUCAUCAACUUGUGUAGUGAUCUUUCUUUCUUUUUUGUGUGUGUGUGCUCAAACCACUUCUUCUCAGGUGUACAGUCAAAAAGCAUAUGUGUCUGUUAAUUAAUGAUCACAACUGGUUUUCAUACACUUUAAUUAUUUCACCUCUCAGAAAAUAAUUACUGCGCUUUGUUCAGCCUGUGUGAGACAUGCAGUCAAAUUUUUCAGUUCUGGGAAUCACUUGCAUACCUCUGGCAGGCAUUUCAGGUGCUGAAUUUAUUCUCUGGAUUGGUCUUUGAUUUGUGCCCCUUCUUUUUUUUAGUGGAAAAUGGAUGGAAAUUUUUUUCCUU